Messenger RNA from Acaromyces ingoldii, 1252 nucleotides. RefSeq lists its product as hypothetical. Lineage: Eukaryota; Fungi; Basidiomycota; Exobasidiomycetes; Exobasidiales; Cryptobasidiaceae. The transcript has 3 exons. The record is from RefSeq and is a predicted model, not a curated record. Gene Ontology annotation, biological process: protein sumoylation; protein ubiquitination; double-strand break repair via homologous recombination. Gene Ontology annotation, molecular function: SUMO ligase activity; ubiquitin-protein transferase activity; zinc ion binding. The coding region runs from base 60 to 1151 and encodes 363 amino acids. Gene Ontology annotation, cellular component: nucleus; Smc5-Smc6 complex.
UCCACCAACACUAGCUAGCUAGGCGCAGCAGCUGCGCAUACAGGGUAGACAUAUAGACGAUGCCGCGCGUGUCGUCUACGAGGCGAUCAGCCGCUUCUGGCUCGAUCAAUACGAGUCGAGGCAACCGGUCUCAGGCGCCUGUCGCUUCGUCAUCGCGGCGCCGCAUAGAUGAAGAUGAGGAGGAGGGAGAGGCAGCCGAGGCUGGCAACGAGACGGAGGAGCCACAAAGCAACGCUCAGCAAGGCGAAGAGGACGACGAAGGAGCCAACCCAGCCGAACGGAUACGGACAGCGCUGGAAGCAUGGGAGACCCGGCACCACCCCUUUGCGGGCCGCGAGAGCGCCGUGGUGACGCAGACGCUCCUCCAGGACGCCUCGUCCGUGCAGGACGGCAUCGCCACGGUGCUCGCCAUCCUCUCGGACUGUGCCGAGCGGCGCGCCGAGCUCGACUUUGUCGACGAUGAGGCAGGCAUGCGCCACGACGACAUUCUCCAGUCGCUCGACGAGGACACGCGCGAGCUCCUCGAUCUGCGCAGCCGCUACAACCUCCGCCAGUCGGUCCUGAAGGAGAUGCACAGCAACGUCAUUCAGGGCGAGGAGUAUACACAAGCAUCAAAGGAUCUCGUCGAGCAGAGCAAGGUUCUCCUCGACAUCUACGCUGCCAAGACGCCACGCCAGCGCUAUAGAGCCGAGGAGGACUACGAGUCGUUCCGAACAAAGAUCUGGCAGGCCAUCUCCGUCGACGCGAUGCCGCCCCUCACCGACUUCAUCCCGGCCGUGCCCGGCGACGAAGCGGGUGCCGGUGGUGCUGGCGAUGGCGACGACGACGACGAGUCCGACCUCGAGAUCCGCGGUGCCAUUCGCUCGUUCAAGUGCCCGCUCAGCCUCAGAAUCAUGGAGGAUCCCGUCAGGAGCACCGUGUGCGCACACGCAUACGAGCGCAAGGCCAUCCACGACUUUCUCGCCUCCAACACGGGCGGACGGACGACGCACGUCGUCUGUCCCGCGAGCUCGUGCAGCGCCAAGAUUUCCAUGCGGACGCUCGCCGAGGACCCGGAGCUGCGGCGGCAGGCAAAGGCCUUUGCGCGCCGGCAAGAGGCCCGGACGCAGAAGCGCAAAGAUACCCAGGCCCCACCGGCCAUGCUCGACUAGGCGCUUUCCUUGACACCUGUACCCUCACUCAUUCACCAAUAAUAGGGUCCACUCACCUCCCCCACCGAGAGGUUGUAUUACAACGUGUGACGAAAAGAUGG